AUGGGAGGUGCCGUCAACUUCAGCUCUCCCCAGGGCGGCGUCCUGGGAGAGACCAAGAUCUUUUCCAAGGCCAACGCUCGCCCCGUCUUUUACUGCGCCAUCGCCGUCGUCGGCGCCGUCCUCUACGGUUAUGACGGCACCUACUUCACCGGCAUCCUCGAGAUGGACAGGUUCAAGCUCGACUAUGGACAGCAGAACGCCGAUGGCGUCUGGAUCAUCUCUUCGAGCGACCAGUCCCUCUACGCCUCAAUCAUCCAGGCCGGCGAGGUCAUCGGUGCCCUCAUCGCUGGUCCGCUCGGCGACUUUGCAGGGCGUCGCGGCGGCCUCGGCAUGGCUGGCAUCCUCCUGGUCAUCGGCAUCGUCCUCCAGCUCAUCGUUGCCGGCUCCAAGCCGCUGCUCACCGUUGGCCGCCUUGUCCUCGGCAGCGGUGUCGGUAUCAUCUCCAACGCCACUCCGCUCUAUCUCUCUGAGGUCGCGCCUACGGCCAUCCGCGGCCCCAUCGUAUCGUCGUGGCAGCUCAUGCUCGCCAUCGGCCAGGUCAUCGGCGCUGUCAUCCCUCAGGGCUCCAAGGACAUCGACUCGGCCUGGUCGUACCGCACGCCCAUCAUCUGCAACCUCUUCUUUGUCGCCAUCCUCGUCGGUGGUCUCUUCAUGCUGCCAGAGUCUCCCCGGUGGCUGAUCAGCAAGAACAAGGACGAGAAGGCCCUUGCAUCGCUCCACAAGAUCAACAGGGGCCAGGACGAGUCGGUGCGCGGCGACGUCAUUCAGUUCGAGUACGACAGCUUCCGACAGGCACGACAGGACGAGAUCGACCUCAACGGCGCCGGUGGCUGGGGCGCCCUCUUCCAGGGCGUCGAGCUGCGCAAGUUCAUCUGCGUCGUCGGCAUCCUCAUCUCGCAGCAGAUCGGCGGCGUCCAGUUCAUCUUUUCCUACUCGACCGUCUUCUUCGCCUCGGUCGGCCUCACCAACUCGUUCCUCAUGUCGAUCAUCGUCACCGUCAUCGAGGUCGUCGGCGUCCUCGUCUCGUUCCCGUUGGUGCAGAACUUUGGCCGCCGCCCACUCCUCCUGUGGACCUCGGUGCCUAUGUUCAUGUCGCUCUUCGUCGUCGCCGGCAUCGGCACCAAGGGCCUGCCCCCCUCCGGACAGACGCUCCCCUAUCCUGGGGUUAUCACCGUCGCCGAAGGCCGUACUAUCGCCGCGAUGAUCUGCGUAUACGUUUUCGCUUUCAACCUUGCUUGGGGCCCUUUGGCCUGGGUCUGCGCCUCUGAGCUCGGAACAGGCCGCAACAGGAGCAAGAUCAUGUCGAUCGGCACGACAUGCUUCUGGAUCACGGCCUGGGCGGUCACUUUCACCCUGCCGUACCUCUUCGACAACGCCGGGCUCGGUGCGCAAAUCGGCUGGAUCUACGGCUGCGGCACGCUCAUCGCCAUGGCGUUCGUCUUCUUCUUCAUCCCGGAGACGCGGGGCAGAAGCCUCGAGGAGAUCAGCGAGAUGCAGGAGAAGCGCGUCGCGACGCGGCAGUGGCGCACGUACGAGACGUCGCAGGAGCGACUGCGCUACGAGAGGUCCGCCGACCUUGCCGAGGACGGCACCGGCUCCGUCGGCUCGCCCGUCGACGACGCCGACAAGAAGAAGGGCACCGACGCCACGCCAACGAGGGUCGACAGCGUUACCGAUGCCGACUCGCAGGCAUAG
Molecule: messenger RNA, 1695 nt
Organism: Pseudozyma flocculosa PF-1
Lineage: Eukaryota; Fungi; Basidiomycota; Ustilaginomycetes; Ustilaginales; Ustilaginaceae
Exons: 2
Coding region: 1-1695 (564 amino acids)
Biological process (GO): carbohydrate transport; transmembrane transport
Cellular component (GO): membrane
Molecular function (GO): carbohydrate:proton symporter activity
Source: RefSeq, a predicted model, not a curated record